This is a messenger RNA of Dama dama (fallow deer), 3888 nucleotides long. RefSeq names its product prokineticin receptor 1 (gene PROKR1). Gene Ontology annotation, biological process: neuropeptide signaling pathway. The transcript has 3 exons. Gene Ontology annotation, cellular component: membrane. Bases 785 to 2068 code for a protein of 427 amino acids. Lineage: Eukaryota; Metazoa; Chordata; Mammalia; Artiodactyla; Cervidae. The record is from RefSeq and is a predicted model, not a curated record. Gene Ontology annotation, molecular function: neuropeptide Y receptor activity.
GGAGCGACGUUUGUGUUGCUCCCAGUGUGUCCUGCGAGGGCGGUGUGGGCAGAAGGGGCGGCUCCUCCCGGUUCUUUGAAAUCUCGCCGGCUCACCAGCCCGACCGCCCACUCUGGCGAUGGCUCCGGGGCAGGCCAGGUGAGCGGCCGAGCAAUCCCGAGCCCCGGGGACUGCGGGGUCGGUACCUCGGAGUCGGCGCUGAGCCCGGCUCCCAGCGCCGCCGCCCUUGUUCCCGCCCAGGGCGGUCGUUCCGGAGUCUGAGCCCAGGGAACGCGCGCUCCCUGCGGCGUGUCCUCGGCUCCAGCUUCCUCUCUGCGUCCCCGACACUCCGGCCCAGGGGCGACUCCAGGGUCCCCAGCCGCGGGCUGGCCUGGGCGCCCCUACGUGGCCCCGCCUGGAGCCCAGACCUCCCAGCCUCGGCGUCUCCCGGAGCCUCGCGGACCCGGCGGAGCACGCCUCGCAGAGCCGGCCACCCGGGCCCUGGGCGCCCAGCGGCCCCCGGGGCGGGGACAGCGAGUGCGGGGCGGGGUGGCCUCGCCUCGAAGCCGCGGUCCUCUGAUCUGCGGCGGCGAGAGCGCAACUCCUGCCGAGCCUAGCCGGGAGAAAGCCCCGAGCGGGGACCGUGCUCUUCCUGCGGGCUUCUGGGAGCAGCGGCUCGUGUCCUCCGACCCGGGCUAAAGAGCCCAGGACCCCGUCUGCCUGGCUCGGGACUCCGGGAUGAAUCAGGCUUAGGAUGAAGCUUGGAUUCUGGACCCCAAGGAUGUUUGCAGGGACACACUGACUCAUGAAGGAAAAGCUGAGUUUCGGCAGAAAGGGGAGACCUCAGCCUAGCAACAUCGCCCCAGAGGAAUUCCCAAGAGUGUGGCUCAAGGCUUCAACCAGCCAGAUGGAGAUCACCAUGGGGGUCAUGGAUGAGAAUGCCACCAACACGUCAACCAACUAUUUCCCUCUGCUUGACCCCCUUGGAGCCCAAGCUGUUUCUUUGCCCUUCAACUUCAGCUAUGGUGACUAUGAUAUGCCCUUGGAUGAAGAUGAGGAUGUGACCAAUUCCCAGACUUUCUUUGCCGCCAAGAUUGUCAUUGGCAUGGCUCUGGUGGGUAUCAUGCUGGUCUGUGGUAUCGGCAACUUCAUCUUCAUCGCUGCCCUGGCCCGCUACAAGAAGCUACGCAACCUCACCAACCUGCUGAUCGCCAACCUGGCCAUCUCUGAUUUCCUGGUGGCCAUUGUCUGCUGCCCCUUUGAGAUGGACUACUACGUGGUACGCCAGCUCUCCUGGGAGCAUGGCCACGUGCUGUGUGCCUCUGUCAACUACCUGCGCACGGUCUCUCUCUACGUCUCCACCAAUGCCCUGCUGGCCAUCGCCAUCGACAGAUAUCUGGCCAUUGUCCACCCGCUGAGACCCCGGAUGAAGUAUCAAACAGCCACCGGCUUGAUUGCUUUGGUGUGGGUGGUGUCCAUCCUCAUUGCCAUACCAUCAGCCUACUUCACCACUGAAACGGUCCUCAUCAUUGUCAAGAGCCAGGAGAAGAUUUUCUGUGGCCAGAUCUGGCCAGUAGACCAGCAGAUCUACUACAAGUCCUACUUCCUCUUCAUCUUUGGCAUCGAGUUCGUGGGCCCAGUGGUCACCAUGACCCUAUGCUAUGCCAGGAUCUCCCGAGAGCUCUGGUUCAAGGCCGUCCCUGGUUUCCAGACGGAGCAGAUCCGGAAGCGACUGCGCUGUCGCCGGAAGACCGUCCUGGUGCUCAUGUGCAUCCUCACAGCGUACGUGCUGUGCUGGGCGCCCUUCUAUGGCUUCACCAUCGUGCGGGACUUCUUCCCCACAGUGUUUGUGAAGGAGAAACACUAUCUCACGGCUUUCUACGUGGUCGAGUGCAUUGCCAUGAGCAACAGCAUGAUCAACACCGUGUGCUUCGUGACUGUCAAGAAUAACACCAUCAAGUACUUCAAGAAGAUUAUGCUGCUCCACUGGAAGGCUUCUUACAAUGACAGUAAGUCCAGUGGGGACCUUGACCUCAAAACCACAGGGGUGCCUGCCACAGAAGAGGUGGACUGCAUCAGGCUGAAAUAACUCCAGAACAGGACCUUUGGGCCCCUGACAAUGUGCUGAAGCCCACACUAUCAACCAAGAACUCUAGGUUUGCCGCAUAGGGCAAAAGAAAUGGACAAAUAUGUCAGUGCUGUCUUCAGGGAGCUCAGAAUCUCUAAAACGGGUGUGACUACUCCAUCACCAGUGGCUGACAUUCAAUUAACAUCUAAUUUGUGCAAAGUGUAGGCACUGGUGAAAUCUAUAUCUGUUGAUGAUAUUUGAUUGGCAGAAAGAAAUAGGGAUUGAACAAAAACAAACAAACAAAACUGAUGGGACAUAGUGUGGAAUGAUGGGUUUUCCAGAAGGGAGCCUGAGUAGUCACUUAAAACUGUGGUCUAUAUGUUUGUAGGGUGAGGUUCUCUCCGGAUCAUCUCAGCUACUCAUCAGACACUGAGAUAACCUAUCUCUGGGAUUGUUCUUAGGCUUGAGUUCACUCCUAACACUUGCUGGCCUGGGGCAAGAAUACAAAGCAGGUUCCUGGCUUUUUCUGCAAUCUUCCCUUCUAUCCCUGGUCCUGACUCUCACCCUGGGCACUCAGGAAAGAAACAUACAAAUAGGUGUUGGGGGUCCAGCAGUGAGAUUCAGAGACUACAGGCUUAUUGAGGGCUUGUCCCUCUUUUUAAUCCACCUCCUUUGUUUGGUGUUUUGAAUUUGGAAAUUUGGAACCAGAAGAUCUGAUCCAGCCUUGAAUCUAUCACCUGUAUGGGCCUGGAUAAGGCCUCUUGGAGGCAAUGAAGAUGAUAUAAUACCUGUGACAGCUACCAAUGAGAUGACCGUGAAGAACCAAUGAGAUAAUAUAUGGGAAAACUCUUUCAACCAUGCAAGUAAUCAAGAGUGGACUAAUAGCUAUGUGUAGUGCCCUGGACAAGGAAAACCUUGUCAUCUUAGCUUAUAUAUCACAGAAUCCUCACCAUCUCCCUCUUUCAUAUUGUUUGUGUGAAUUAUUCCUUUAUCCCUGUUAGCAGUUCUAUGUGUGCAUUAUGUUCCUAUUAACAGAUUGGUACAAUAAGACGAUGAAAUUUGGUGGCAGAAUUGUGAAAGGAAAUGGUAGCUAGGUCUCCAGUCAGAAAAUGAGCUCAGGGUUUUAGAAACUUCAGAAUUGGAGCAUCUUUGUGAUUGAUCAUGGAAGUAUCAGUCAUGCCUGUUCCUAGCCAGCAUGAAUCUGGGGAAUGUGAUACUUGUUUCUCAGUCCAGUUUCAUCUCAUUGGGGUGUAUAGAUGUGGAAUGGAUUUAUCUUCUUAUUAAAUAAUUCUAGAGCAGCACACCUAUUGAUAUAAUGCUAUUUAAGUGAUGUAUGUAUGGUGUUUCCCCCUCCAAAUGUAGUCAACUCUUUAGUUUUGGUGGCAAAGUUUUUUGUUUUUUGUUUUUUAAUAGUUACUGUAUUUGCCUGGAAGACAUAUUUCAAAAACCUGUUUGUUUCUUUUUAUUCAUCAUCCAGAAGAUUUACCCUCUGGUUUAACUAGAAUACUCUCAGAGAAUGAAAACUAAUUAAAAUAUUAGCCUGAAGCCAAUCUGGUUUGGGAGGCAAUUCUAUUGCAUUCUAAAACUAGGAAAGUUUAAUUUUUGAACUGAAAAAUAAUAAAAUGACAUAAUUUAUUGUCCUUAUGUUCAUUUUCCAUUAGGAAUGUUAAACAUGAGUUGACUGUAUUAAAUGGGAGCUUUUUACAUGUGACAUUCAAACCUCUUCCUGAUCAAAUAUCAAAUUUUCACUUGUUUGCCUGUCUGUAAUAUUUCUAGAUAUUAUGUCUGUUUGUGAUUGUACAAUGAAUGAAAAUGUUAUUAUCAAGUGAAAUAAAUAGUCU